This is a messenger RNA of Paramuricea clavata, 438 nucleotides long. The record is from the annotation of a GenBank genome assembly. Lineage: Eukaryota; Metazoa; Cnidaria; Anthozoa; Malacalcyonacea; Plexauridae.
AUGUGGGCGAGAGUUCGCCAGAGAAAUAUAUGGGCGAGAGUUCGCCAGAGAACAUAUAUGAGCGAGAGUUUGCCAGAGAAAAUAUGUGGGCGAGAGUUCGCCGGAGAACAUAUGUGGGCGAGAGUUCGCCAGAGAAAAUCUAUGGGCGAGAGUUCGCCAGAGAAAAUAUAUGGGCGAGAGUUCGCCAGAGAAAAUAUAUGGGUGAGAGUUCGCCAGAGAAAUAUAUGGGCGAGAGUUCGCCAGCGAAAAUAUAUGGGCGAGAGUUCGCCAGAGAAAGAUAUGGGCGAGAGUUCCCAGAGAAAAUAUAUGGGCGAGAGUUCGCCAGAGAAAAUAUAUGAGCGAGAGUUUGCCAGAGAAAAUAUGUGGGCGAGAGUUCGCCGGAGAACAUAUGUGGGCGACAGUUUGCCAGAGCAAAUAUAUGGGCAAGAGUUCGCUUGA